This is a messenger RNA of Plectropomus leopardus (leopard coralgrouper), 5605 nucleotides long. NCBI's taxonomy places the organism in Eukaryota, Metazoa, Chordata, Actinopteri, Perciformes, Serranidae. The record is from RefSeq and is a predicted model, not a curated record.
UGGAAACACUGUGGGACUCCGUGGACAUCAAGAAGAGGACAUUUAACACCAAACCAGCUCCGUAGUUUUCACGGAAAAGUAACUUCAGCUGACGGUGUUCGGAUAGUCGAUUAUCUGCUUGUGGUGGAGAUGCAGAGGGGUUCAAAGUUAAGCAGAGUUAGCUCUCCUCGGUUAGCUGCGUCGUUAGCAGAAGCUGGUGCUGUUAGCUUUCCGUUGACAUCUUUGGUCAGUUAGACAAAAACAACAAAACAAAACCGCUAAUAAACAACUCUUUCAGCCCACAACAAAGAAACUGACGCGUAAUUACACACAUCUGACUUCGGUUUAAUCAGUCACCAUGAACAGGACCAAACUGAAGAAAAUCAAGGCUCCAGGAGGGCAGAAGAACAUCUCAUCCUUUUUUUCCUCUCAAAAUCACAAGAAGGAAUUGUCAUCUUCCACAAAAUUAUCUGUCGCCUGCACUGCACACACCAAGACUGAACCUCAGAUCAAAGAUGCUGGAACCUCUACAUUCAGAUGCCUUUCGCCCUUAAAGAGGAGUGUCCUUGGGGACCUUGAAAACCUCCUACCCUCCUCUCCGGAUCUUCUUCUCUCCGUGCCUGAGACUCCCAACAGUCAGAUUAGGCCUGCUUGCUGUUCUCCUUCUAGAGAUACAGAUCAACCGAGCCUGGAAAAGCUCGGCCAACUGUCCCCCAUCUGCCGUAGUCCAUGCUCCAAAGGGCAGAGUUUACGGAGAGUUAUGACUGUGGAAGGAAAAGCCAAGAGGGAAGAAGGAUGUUCUGGCUCAGUAAAAAGACUCAUCAGCCCUCCUCAAGAGUUUCAAAAUUCCAAAAGAUCAAAAACUACCAAUCCACCAGCACAAAGAGCUGUGCUCAGCCCCACAGGCUGCACCCUGAAAAUAACGAGACCUGUGAGUGGCCCUCUAAAGACGCCUAAUUUCUCCAGCAAACAGUCAGAGGACCAAUCUGAAAGGUCAGAGGGUCGCAGCAAGGACACUGAAGCGGUUUUUAAUGGCAACAAAACCUCUUUUGGGGAACAAAGAAAUAAUCAGGAAGUGAGAGAAAAUGAAAAAGACUUUACUGUGAUAGCAGACCAGAAAGUAACUGAGGCAAACCUGCACACUCAUCGCAAAAAGGAUACUCUUAGUACUCACAUGCACAAAUCUGGAGAAACUAUGACAGCUGCAACACUGACAAGUGCCGAGGAGGGACAGAUUGACAUUAAGAAGACGGGAGCGACAAGCACAGUAAUGACAUCACUGAAUGAAGACGGAGACGGUGCAACACCAUCAGAUCAGCAGCGAGCCAGAGAAAAUACUGGAACAACGUCUACGUGUCCAAUGGAAGAGGGGUUGGAAGAGAGCUGGUUUGCGGAGCAGAUGGAUCUAAAUGAAGGUCUUGUCACAGAGGCUGAAUCCAAAAAGCCCCGUAAGGUGCCAGACCAUGUGAUCCUCUCUGGAGGCCUAAACAACCGCUACUGGGUUUUAGAUGUGGAGGAGCGGCCUGGCCUCAAAACACUGACCAUCUCAUGCUCCAGAUCCCUACAUCCAACUGAGACAUGUCUGCUGAAAGAUGGAUGGGAGAUGACACCUGUUUGCUGCGGUGAUGUGGUGCAUCUAGAGGGCUGCUCUGAUGGGGGAUCCUGGGUAAUGGACAGGGAGCAAGGCUUCCUCGUUUUACUACCUGAUAACCUCAUCUCAGGUACGAGCAUCUCGAGCUCCAUCCGCUGCAUGAGGCGUGCAGUACUGGGAGAUAUGUUCAGGAGUUUUGACGGCGGCUCCAAGCAAAUGCUAAACGGCACCAUGGCCCAUGAAGUCUUCCAGAGAGCAGCUGUGGCUAAAGAUUUUUCUCUGGAGACUCUGUCUAAGCUUGCUGACCAAGCCCUGUGCCGUCCUCAGUAUUUAGGAGACAUGUACAGUUUGGGUGUGAGCCAGGAAGAGAUGAAGCAGGAACUACAUGGUUAUCUGCCCUCGCUGGAACAUUGGGCAAAAGAAUACCUCAGCUCCCCGACACCGAAAGCCAUCAGCCUCAAAUACCUCAGCAGCAGCAGAGGACCGAGCAGGGGUCAGGAUUCAUCAGCUGUCGUCACGGUAGCAGAGCUGGCAGACAUAGAAGAAAAUGUUUGGUCACCGAGAUUUGGUCUGAAAGGUAAAAUCGACGUGACGGCACGGGUUCGAAUUCAAAGACCACGAAGUAGUAGUCACAGAACCCCAGAGGAGAGCACCGUCCCCCUGGAGCUGAAAACUGGAAAAGAGUCAAACUCGAUAGAGCAUCGCAGUCAGGUGAUUCUUUACACUCUGAUGAGUUUGGAGAGAUACAACUCUGAAGCUGGCUUCCUGCUUUACCUCAAAACUGGCAACCUGCACCCUGUAGUGCCCAGUCACAUGGACCGCAGAGAGCUGCUGAAGCUGAGAAACACUUUGGUUCAUCACAUUCACAACUGUGUGGAAAAAGAGGGGAAGCGAAGCCGUUUGACUCGACUUCCUGACAUCCUGACCGACAGACAGACCUGCCAGUAUUGUCCUCAGAGGAGAAACUGUGCUUUAUAUGAGAGGGCGGUCAGUUGCAGCUCUGCAGAUGUCUGCGACGAUGUUGUGCGUGACUUCUUACAGCAGGAGACCGGUCACCUGAUCCCACCACAUCUGAGCUAUUUUUCCCAUUGGCUGCUGCUCUGCUGCCUCGAGGCUGCCAGCAUGGAGGCCAAGAACGGCCGAAAGCGUGUGUGGCUUCAGACAGCUGAGGAGAGUGAGAAGAAUGGGAGCUGUGUGGGGAAUGUGCAGCUCAGUGGCUCAGUGACUGUGCAGUCUGAAGGGGUCUAUCUCCAUCGUUUCCAAAGAAGCAAUGUGAUGCCAGAAAAGGGUUUGACCAGCAGCGGUUUGACCAGCAGCGGUUUGACCAGCAGCGGUUUGACCAGCGGGGAUCGCAUUGUUGUUAGCGACCAGAAAGGUCGUCUGGUUGGUUUGGCAACAGGAUACCUUUGUGAGGUCAGCAGAACUUCAAUCAGCUGCACUCUAGACAGAGACCUGUCUAAGUUCCGUGGUGUUGUGUUUCGACUGGACGGUGAUGAAGGUGUGGUGGGCCUCAGCACUCACCUUACCAAUCUCUCCAGACUGAUGGAAAACUCUCAGGACAGUGAUCGUCUGAGGGGGCUAGUUGUUGACCUUCGUCCUCCAGAGUUUACUUCCAACCUCAGCUGUGUUCUGCCGAGAGAGGCCAAGGACACUGUGGCCAACAUCCUCAAAGGUCUCAACAAACCCCAGAAGCAGGCCAUGAAGAAGGUGUUGCUAUCUAAAGAUUACACACUGAUUGUUGGAAUGCCGGGCACAGGCAAAACCACAACCAUCUGCACGCUGGUCCGCAUCCUUCAUGCAUGUGGGUUUAGUGUGUUGCUGACCAGCUACACACACUCCGCUGUUGACAACAUCCUGCUGAAGCUAAAGCUCCGGGUUGGGUUUCUACGUCUUGGACAGGGGCAGAAGGUUCAUCCAGACAUCCUGCCUUACACAGAGGAAAAUGCAAGGAAGAAGGGAAUUCACACUCUGUCAGAGUUGGAGCAGCUCUAUAACAAGGAGCUGGUCGUGGCCACCACCUGUAUGGGCAUCAAGCAUCCCCUUUUCACACGUCGGCGGUUUGAUUUCUGCAUCGUAGAUGAAGCUUCACAGAUCAGCCAGCCGAUCUGUCUGGGACCGCUGUUCUAUGCCAAGAGAUUUGUCCUAGUUGGAGACCACCAACAGCUGCCGCCAAUAGUACAAAAUCAGGAGGCUAGGUCACUUGGGAUGGACGAAAGUCUGUUUAAGCGACUGGAGCUCCACAGUGAAGCAGUGGUUCAACUCAACGUACAGUACCGGAUGAACAGUCAGAUCAUGUCUCUCAGUAACUCCCUGAUGUACGAGGGACGGCUGGAGUGUGGAUCAGAGAGGACAGCCACGGCCCUGCUCACCCUGCCCUUCCUGCCGUCUGUCCAGUCGGAGCUCAGAUCCUACUCUGAGGCUCAUCCCCAGCACAACCUGGGUUGGAUACAAGCCACAUUGUUGCCUAGCAACCCUGUUUGCUUCCUAGAUUGCUCCAUGGUUCCAGCUCUGGAGUCGGUGGAGCAGGGAGGUGUUAGCAAUCACACUGAGGCUGCUCUUAUACGUAUGUUGCUUUCCCUGCUGAUAAAGGCAGGGUGUAAGCCCAGUGAUGUCGGUGUUAUCGCCCCCUACAGGCAGCAGUUAAAGAGUAUCUCUGCUCUGCUGCAGUCCUCCGCGUUCACAGGGGUGGAGGUGAAUACAGUGGACAGAUACCAAGGACGGGAUAAAAGUCUGAUCAUUUUUUCUUUUGUACGGAGCACUGCAGAGGAAGGAAACUUAGGUGAGCUGUUGAAGGACUGGCGUCGCUUAAAUGUAGCCAUUACCAGGGCGAAACACAAGCUGCUGAUGGUGGGCUCUGCCACAACGCUACGGCGCUACGCACCUGUGGAGAAACUACUCAACCAUCUCCAGCGAGAGAACAUGAUCAUCCAGCUCCCGCCAGCUGCUCACAAGGCCUUACCAAGCAUGUCCCUGUGACAGGCGUCUAUGAAGUUUCAGGUCACCCUCCUGUGACUGAAUGACCUCAACAGCACUGAGAUUGAAUGCCAUUCUGCAAAGGCAUUAAAAGAUCUGGAGACUGUGAUCAGUUGUAUCUCAGUGGCAUUUGCAGACAAUUGCACUGCAUCUGUGAGAUGGUCUUACAGUUAAAAUGUGUUGAACUGACACCUGGUGGAUAAUGGUGCUGUGCAUCAAACUUCACAUAAGACUGGUCACUACUCAUAAACUCAGAUAUUUGCAAUCUUAAUACCUCUGUCAAUACAGUGACUGUUUUAAACUUGACUUUUGGUACUUUGUCUUAGCAUUUACACACAACACAAACUCACUAGUAAUGUGAAUAUGAAAUGCAAACCAAGUUAUUUAUAAUUAAUGUCAUAAUUAACAGUCAGAUAAGCUUAGAGAUCUUCAUCAAUCAACUGAAUUGCAGUUUUCAGAUUGUUUUACUAAAUCAAUAUUUUUCUAGCUCAAACCUCAAGCAUGUUGUAUACAGGGUGAGGCGAUGUCUGUAGUGUCUACUUGAUGAAAAGUAUUGCAUUGGCAGUGCUUUGAUUUAAUCUGAUGAAUUACAUUGGUCUACAACAAUAAAGAAAUGGAAAGAUCACAUUUAUAUAAUUAGUUGUUUUUCAUUCACCACUCUAGAAUGUUAAACUGCUGCUGACAGAAAAAGCUGAAGCAAAACCAAGAUUUUGAGUCAGUUCAUUUCCUUACAAACAAAACUACCUGAUAUCAUGGCAACAAGUUAAAACUACAGAUAUUUGUUGGGAACUACAAUUAAGAAAGAAAUCUAUCCAGCUCAAAAGUAAUUUAAUGCUGAUUAACUGUGAUGGUUUAACUGAUUACUAAGUUUUUCAUUAGAGCAUGUUAAACAGCGGUCUGUUUGUUUGUUUUUUAGUUUGCCAGGUGGAAUUGAAUAAUUGAAUGAAUGGAUGAUACACAGACUAAUAACGUCCCUGCCAGCGAGCUAUCUGUGAUUCUGCCUUUGAUCCGUUUGAUUUUUGUGAAACUUUUUUAAUGUGAUUUUUUUCUUUUGUGUCAUGU